Molecule: messenger RNA, 1671 nt
Organism: Knipowitschia caucasica
Lineage: Eukaryota; Metazoa; Chordata; Actinopteri; Gobiiformes; Gobiidae
Source: the annotation of a GenBank genome assembly
AUGGCUACUGACACCUAUCUGGUCAACGACGAUCCAGCCCGAGGUCCAGGGAUGCCUGAAUGUUUCCUCGUGUCCGACACCUACAGGGAUGAAUUCCACCCGUUCAUCGAGGCCCUGCUUCCCCAUGUCCGAGCGUUUGCCUAUACCUGGUUCAACCUACAGGCCCGAAAACGCAAGUACUUCAAGAAGCACGAGAAGCGCAUGUCCAAGGAGGAGGAGCGCGCAGUGAAGGAUGAACUGCUGGGGGAAAAGCCAGAGAUCAAGCAGAAGUGGGCCUCGCGCCUGCUGGCCAAGCUUCGGAAGGACAUCCGGCCCGAGUUCCGCGAGGACUUUGUGCUCACCAUCACAGGGAAGAAGCCUCCCUGCUGCGUGCUGUCCAACCCCGACCAAAAGGGCAAAAUCCGCCGCAUCGACUGCCUGCGCCAGGCCGACAAGGUGUGGCGGCUGGACCUGGUAAUGGUCAUCCUGUUCAAGGGCAGCCCCCUGGAGAGCACAGACGGAGAGCGGCUCGUCAAGUCACCACAGUGCACCAACCCGGGCCUGUGCGUGCAGCCACACCACAUCGGCGUGUCCGUCAAAGAACUGGACCUGUACCUGGCCUACUUCGUCCACACGCCAGAAUCUGGACAAUCAGACAGCUCCAGCCAACAGGGAGACACAGACAUCAAACCGCCACCUAACGGACACCUUAGUUUUCAGGAUUGUUUUGUGACUUCAGGAGUGUGGAACGUGGCAGAACUUGUCAGAGUGUCACAAACUCCUGUAGCCACAGCGUCAGGUCCCAACUUCUCCUUGGCUGACCUGGACAGUAGUCCUAGCUACUACAACAUCAAUCAAGUGGCUUUGGGUCGUCGCUCCCUCACCUCCCCUCCCUCAACCAGGUCUGAGGUGGAGUUGUACGCAAAUCUUCCCAGGAGCUCCACCAAGAGAAAGUCUUUGGACGACAGUGAAAUGGAAAGCCCCACAGACGACGUCUUCUACCCUGGACGCUCCCCUGCUGCCAGCUCCUCUCAGUCCAGCGUGUGGCCUAAUGACAUGGACGCAGUGCAGCACCAUUUGGCGAGUGUGCAAGAGAGGAAGAUAAAACAUGAAAAUGAUGGCGUGCAGUUUCCGUACCAUGGAUUGUCCUCGCCCGGUUCACUUAAGAAGCCGGGGAAGUUUGAUUUCAACGCCCUGACUUCCCAGACGAGGUCCCCCCGCAUGGCAUUCACACACCACCCGCUGCCUGUGUUGGCAGGAGUGAGACCAGGAAGUCCUCGUGCCUCAGCCUCCGCUCUGCACUUCCCCUCCUCCUCCAUCAUCCAGCAGUCCAGCCCAUACUUCACCCACCCCACCAUCCGCUACCACCACCACCAGGACCCACUUAAGGAGUUUGUGCAGUUUGUGUGCACCGACAGCCCAGGACAGCCUGGUGCUCAGCCGAAUGGAGGUGGCCAGAGCAAAAUGCCGGGCUCCUUCCUGCUGCCCCCUCCUCCCCCUGUGGCGCGCCCUGUGCCCCUCCCCAUGCCCGACUCUAAAAGUCUCAGCACGCACACUGAUGGUGGACUCAGCUCACCCUCAUCUCCGUCAUACUCCACGCCAGGCUCCACAACUCCCAACCGGUUUGUCGGCAUCGGAACACGGGACAACUUUCUGAAUAUACCCCAGCAGACUCAGUCCUGGUUCCUCUGA